CUGCAGUUCUUUCAAGGAAAACCUCACUUUCAGUCCAUUGUAAGGUUGCACCUGUUGGUCGGCACUCAUAAGACACCUUGCAGUGAAAGUCUGCAAGGAAAAUGGAGUUAGUAACAACAAAGUUAUGCAUCUUUGUGCUGCUGCUUUUCCAUGGAUGCGUUCUCUUAUCAGCCAUGUUGUGCCCUAAUGGACAGUUUGUACUUAAUGCUCAGUGUAUAAACUGCCAUCCAAGCUGUGAGGAAUGCAAUGGGCAGGAGCUAUAUGAAUGCACAGAGUGUGGCAUAGAUCAAGAUGGAACUGAGCGUUUUCUUCAUCGCAGUCACUGUAAGGUACACUGCCCACGGGGAUAUUACCAAGAGCGUGACACCUACACUUGUGACUCAUGCUCACUGAACUGCGACCUUUGCACCAAUGCCAAUAGCUGCCAGAAAUGCAAGACCAACUACAAGCUUCUGAAUGGAGAGUGCUAUUUAACACAAUGUUUGCCAGGACAGGUGGAAGACCCUGAGACGGGGGAAUGUGUUGACUGUGAGACUGGAUGUAAAACUUGCGCAGUAGAUGAUCCUGAAAUAUGCCUCAGCUGUCUACAAGGUUAUUUUCUGCAUCGUCUACAAUGCCGCAAACACUGCCCCCAGAAAACCUACGAGGACAAUGGCAGGAAAAUGUGUCUUGCUUGUCCAUUAUGGUGCCUUCAAUGCCACAAUCAGACAUAUUGCUCUUCCUGCCAAAAUGGAUAUUAUUUGCAUGAUGCUGGAUGUAUGCCAAAAUGCCCAGAUGGCACAUUUCAAGAUUCCAAGAACUGGCAAUGUGAGGCUUGUCAUAAAUCUUGCCAGACCUGCCAUGGGCCAUCACCUCGUGACUGUAAUGUGUGCCCAGAUGGAAAACCACCUUCCUAUGGAAUGUGUCAUCUUGUGACCUGCUUGGAUGAACAAUAUUUUAAUGUGGCAGAUGGCAAGUGCUACGCCUGUGACCUGUCCUGUCAGAGUUGCUUUGGCCCACAAGCACAGGACUGCUUUUCCUGCCAUUCUGGUUAUUUUCUGGAUGAGGAAAAUCAGUGUGUCCCAAGCUGUCCACAAGGAUUCUUCGGGGAUCCCUUCAGUCAGACCUGUGAAAAGUGUUCAGUGACCUGUGAGAGUUGUGCUGGUAGCACCGAUAACUGCCUAAAAUGUAAUACCCGAGAUCAUCAUUUAUUUCUUCAUGAAGGAAGGUGCCUUUCCAACUGUCCGGAAGCCUACUUUGAAAACUCUGAGGGCUUAUGUGAACCCUGUGAUGGUUCCUGCUGGACUUGUGACGAAAGGAAAACAAAAUGUUUGUCUUGUGUGGAUGGCCUGUAUCUGGAGAACAGCAAGUGUCUUCUUAACUGCUCCCUGAGGUAUUAUCUAGAUGAUGAAGGCUUCUGCAAGCAUUGUCCAGCACACUGUACUAUCUGUGCAGAUGACAGAAUAUGUCUUGAAUGCAGUUACUUAUAUCUUCUCUUCAAUGGCACCUGCAAAGCUACUUGUCCCAGUGGCUAUUAUGAGGAUCUUGAUGCUGGAAGAUGUGUCUCCUGCCACAUCAGAUGUGAAACCUGCUCUGGGACAUCAGAUGAUGACUGUGAGACCUGUCCUUCUGCUUACCCCAAGCUGUACCAGGGGAGAUGUCUGGUUAGCUGUCCAACAGGAACAUUUUAUAACUUUGACCUCAAGGAAUGUCAAGAGUGUCAUAGAACAUGUGCCAAAUGCUCUGGCCCAAAGCCAACAGACUGCAUCCAGUGCCAGAGUCAACUAUCACUGCACCAGGAAAGCAGGAUGUGUGGGGUAAAAGGAGACGCCAAGUGCCCCCUAAAGACUUUUUUAGAAGAUGACUUAUUCACAUGCAGUUCUUGUGAUCAGACAUGUGAAUUAUGUGAUGGUCCCUCCCAUGAGAAUUGCCUUACCUGCUCUGUGCCAUUUUACCUACACAGAAAAACCUGUGUAAAGCAAUGCCCCAAUGGAACAUACAACACUAGUGAAGAAGCAGAUGGAAUGACACUUGGGUUCUGCUCAGUUUGCCACCAAGUAUGUUCAACGUGUCAUGGGGGAUCAGCUAAAGACUGCAUUAUGUGUGCAUCUGGGUACUACAAACUGCUUCACCUCUGCAUUCUACAUUGUCCUACUGGAUAUUUCAAAAGAAACAAUCAGUGUGAAAAGUGUGAUUCUCGCUGCCAGCUGUGUGCGGGUCCAGGGUUAGAUUUCUGCCUUGAAUGUCCUGUAAACACUCUGCAGGUAGAGGGCACAACCCACUGUGUCAGUGAGUGUCCUCAGAGGUUCUACUUGCAUGGAAACAAGUGCAGGAAGUGUCACCCAAGCUGUAGAACAUGUAAUGACUCAUCAGUUCUAGGAUGCCAAACUUGUGACAGAGGUAGUACCCUUAAAGGAGGAAUCUGUUAUCCUCAGUGUGAGGAGCAGCGUUACCUGGACGAUGACAAUGUGUGCCAGCUCUGUGACUCCUCGUGUAGGCACUGCUCUGGCCCUGGAGCCAACCACUGCAUAUCAUGCAAAACCAACACUGCCUGGUCUCCUGAGGAAAUGAAGUGUAUCAACUGUUGUGAUUCACAAACUGAUCAGAAUGACUGCUGCUUUUGUGACUUGAAUUCUGUGCUGUGCAUAAAGCACCUACAGCUUGAAGCCGAGCAAGUCGUUCUGAAGAACUUGAAGCUUGGAACCAACUUCUCUCCAUCAAUCUCUCAUUAUUCUGCUGCAACUCCUGUUAUGCUUUUUUUGCUUCUGGUCAUUGCAGUUGCAGUAUUUAGCAUUUGGCAGAUCAAAUCCAAGAAGAUGUUGUGCUGGAAACAGAACUAUGAAAGGUUAAGAGGCAGUUCCCAGGCGGUGUCUUACUAUCACGAGGAUAGCAUUGUUCACAGAAAGGGAUCUGAUGCUGAAGAGGACAGUUUGGAUGAAUGUGACAUAGUAUAUAGCACUAGAGAUGGAACUGUAUACAAAAAACUUAGCUUUAAACUAAGUCCAGGCAACAGAAGGGUUAUUGCAUGAUCUGGAUUGUAUAAACAAAGUACAAAGCUAGUAUGUUUUCUUAGUACAGUAUACAGUGUAGGUCUAAACUAGGAUCAGUAAUGUGGUCUUAUAGUAGACCUGAAACUGAAGGCACAAAGAAAUUAACUUUAUGCUCUUGUACCCGUUACAUCAAGAGUUCUCAAUUCCAGUUCUCAAGUUCCCCCAACAGGUCAUGUUUUGUGGUUUUCUUGAAUUAUGCGCAAGUGAAUUCACCUAUUUUGCUGGGUCAGAAAUUAUCCCACCUGCUCCCACAGAAAUCCUCAAAACGUGACCAGGUGGGAAACUUGAGGAUUGAAAAGCACUGCGAUACAUUGUUUCUUUUGCACCAAUGGUUCUUAACUCCAGUACUCAAGUAUUCCCAACAGGUCAUGUUUUCAGUAUUAUCACCUGAGGAAAUGGGUGAUAUAAAACUGACCCAGCAAAAGAGAUCAACUUACAUGUGAAUGAGAAAAGAAAUGCAGAAAAUUAGUCUUGUUGGUGGGGGUACCUGUGGACUGGAGCUUAGUACACCAACACGUAGAAUUGUGUGACAAUACAAUACGUCCGCUUUCCUGGGGAUGCCUGAACAGAACGUUUUAGUCACGUAAAAGGGUCAUAUUUUAGCAACAACUCUGAGCUGAUUUUUAUACAUUUCAACAAUUUUAGUUGCUCUAUUAAGACACAUGGUAUAAAUCAUGUGCAUAUUAAUGCUUUUAUAAGCUAGUGUAUAUAAAUUCUUAAAAUGUACGAUGCUUAAAAUAAACACAGCCCUGUUGUCCCAUUACUUUACUGAUUUGUACUAUAGUUAAAUGAGGGUCAAUACAUUGGAAUAAAAUGUCAAGUUACAUCUGUUGAGACACAUUUGCAGAACAAUAUGUUGUUAAGUUACAGUCGCAUGCAUUAUGUAAUAAUAUGUUACUAAAAUGUGGAAAUAAGGAAUAAUACCAAUACCAAUAGUACCAAUAGUUGACAACAUCAUCAUUAACUGGUGUGGCAUUACAAAUUCCGCUUUCAAUAAAAAAAGGAUGAGAACAAAUUAGACAUUAUAACAAUACGUGUGGUGCAAAUGUAAGUUUGAAUUAGACUGGCCGCACACCUAAAGAUUUAUUCCCAUUCUGGCUGGUUGGAUGAAAACCUGGUAAUGUAUGCUCCGAAAUGCCGGAAAACUGACAAAAACUGAACAGUUCAGAUAAAUUGACUAAAUAAAAUCCAUUUAACCAAGUUGUCUGAUUCACCAUUUUUGUCCGUUUUUCGGUGUUUGGUAGCAAAUGGUUAUCCACCUCCCAGGAUAAAUAUGCAUAUUGCAUUAUGUACUGCUACUAAUCUAAGGU
Molecule: messenger RNA, 4339 nt
Organism: Pseudophryne corroboree (corroboree frog)
Lineage: Eukaryota; Metazoa; Chordata; Amphibia; Anura; Myobatrachidae
Product: proprotein convertase subtilisin/kexin type 5-like
Exons: 16
Coding region: 102-3008 (968 amino acids)
Source: RefSeq, a predicted model, not a curated record